AUGGUUGUCGAAUCAAUACGCAAGUUUGGCUUGGACCACUGUGAUCUACCGACAAUGAUUUGGAACGUUAAAAAGCUCCUAAGACUACUGGCUCUUAAUAUUGACAAGAGAGACGAACCCAUCUCAGUCUUCUUGUACAUUUGGAUGGUGUUUACGUCUCUUUGCUUCUUCUACAUCUACUGCUUCUGCACAACCUGGUUCAUCUUCUGGCACUGUCCAGAGCACGGCGAGAGCCUCUAUGCCAUUCUUAUACUCUCUAUGAGUAUAUGCAGCUGGUGUGCUAUUAACAAACAGCUGUUUAUGUGUUAUUAUCGGGAGGAAAUAAGGAUAAUUGUUGAAAACUGCCUCUCAUGCUACUCUUGGCCGCUUCCGAACAGCCGCUUCGCUUGCAACGUCGUGCAGAAUCUCAGGGUCGUCAAAAAGAGAGCCAUCAUUUUCUGGAUUAUUAUAAUGGGAAAUGGUGUGAUCUAUAUCGUCAAAACUCUUUUGAAACCUGGAAGGCACUAUCCUGAGGAUGUUUUCGUCUUUUACGCACUGCGCCCAAUGGAUGUUUCACCGAACUACGAAAUCAACUUUUUCGUCCAAGCGAUUGCAAUUUUAUUUGCAUGCUUUUUACCAGCUUGUGUUACUGUUUUCUUCAUUAUUGUUACUGGUUAUAUUGAAGCACAAACGUUAGCACUCAGCGAAGAAUUGACAAACAUCUUGAAUGACGCAAUUGAACAUUAUAAAAGGAAUACAGAUAAAGAAUCAAGGCCUAUCAAUGUAAACGAAAAACGGAAAAUUGCAAAUGCUUAUGUGCAGAAGCAACUCGAGAAUAUAAUCAAAAUUCAUACGACUAAUUUAAAUUUACUCAGACAGGUCAAGUGUAUAUUUGGAAAGCCUAUUGCAAUUGAGUUCACGUUAGUUAUUAUUGCUGUGACAGUAGAAUUAUUAGGAGGACUAGAAAAUACUUGGUUACAAAUGCCAUAUACUUUGAUCAUAGUAGCGAUCGAUUGUCUGAUAGGACAGAGGGUUAUGGAUGCUAGUACGACAUUUGAGCAAGCGGUUUACAAUUGUAAAUGGGAAAAUUUUGAUGCCACCAAUAGAAAGAUUGUAUUGCUAAUGUUGCAAAAUUCUCAAAAAACAAUGAAACUAUCGGUUGGAGGUGUAAUUACGCCGAGUUUUGAAAGCUUCAUGUCGGUUAUUAAGUUUAUAUAUUCUGCCUAUAAUGCGCUGCAUUCUACGGUGGGAUAG
Molecule: messenger RNA, 1233 nt
Organism: Hyposmocoma kahamanoa
Lineage: Eukaryota; Metazoa; Arthropoda; Insecta; Lepidoptera; Cosmopterigidae
Exons: 4
Coding region: 1-1233 (410 amino acids)
Biological process (GO): sensory perception of smell; detection of chemical stimulus involved in sensory perception of smell
Cellular component (GO): plasma membrane
Molecular function (GO): odorant binding; olfactory receptor activity
Source: RefSeq, a predicted model, not a curated record